AUGGCUAAAAAGAAUAAAAAAGAUAAAGAUGCCAAAAAGGCUCGUGCUGAAGCCAAAGCCAAAAAAAAUCAAGCCAAAGCAGAACAGAAGGAUAAAAAAUUGAGUAAAAAAAAUCAAUUGGAAGAAGAAGAUGAUGACAUGGCUAUUGAGGACAUUUUAGAAAACUUCAAGAAACAACAAGAACAGUUCGAAAAAAUCAAUAUUGAAACUGUAUCUAAGCCUACCAAAAGAAUUAAUUCAUGUAUGAUUUCCAAUCCAAUACAUGGUAAAAAUGAAUUGAUUUUAUUUGGUGGUGAAAAUACUUCAACAACUACAACUUUCUACAACGAUCUAUUUACCUAUAAUCCUGAAAACGAUCAAUGGAAGAAAUAUACUUCCCAAAAUUCACCAAUGCCAAGAUCCUCUUCCGCAAUGAUAUCACAUCCAACUGGUAUUGCAUUGCUACAUGGUGGUGAAUUUUCUUCACCAAAACAAAAUACAUUUUAUCAUUAUUCCGAUACUUGGUUAUUAGAUUGUGCAACAAAAGAAUGGUCUAAGGUAGAAAAUAAGAAUGGACCUUCAGCAAGAUCUGGUCAUAGAAUGACAGUUUGGAAAAACUUUAUCAUAUUACAUGGUGGGUUUAGAGAUUUGGGUACAUCUACAACUUACCUCAAAGAUUUAUGGUUAUUUGAUGUCACUAAAUACAAAUGGACUCAAGUGGAAUUUCCGCCAAAUCAUGCGAUUCCUGAUGCAAGAUCUGGUCACUCCUUAAUCCCUACCCAAGAUGGUGCUCUAUUAUGGGGUGGCUAUUGUAAAGUGAAAGCUGGAAAGGGUUUACAAAAAGGUAAGAUUCUUUCAGAUUGUUGGUACCUAAAGAUGAAAUCUGAUGUUAGUGGCAUUAGAUGGGAAAGACGGAAGAAACAAGGGUUUCAACCAUCUCCCAGAGUUGGUUGUUCUAUGGUUCACCAUAAGGGUAGAGGUAUUUUAUUUGGCGGUGUUUUCGAUUUUGAAGAAACGGAAGAAAGCCUUGACUCUUUGUUUUAUAACGAUUUGUUUACAUAUCAAAUUGAAAUAAAUAGAUGGUUCUCAUUAUCCAUGAGAUCGCAAAGAAAAAAGACAAUAAAAAUCGGUCCAAAGACCACAAAGGAUAAAGAAAAGGAAUUACAAGAUAUUUUGAAUUCAAUUUUAAAGAAAAAUAAUUUAACUGACGAUGAUAGUGAAGACCCUAAUGCCAUUGAAGAAGAAUUAAAAAUCAAUGAUGACGAAUCAAAUAGUGAAGAUGAAUCAAAAGAUGGCCAAGUUACAAAGCAAUAUGAAGUUAUGAAUCAAUUGCCUCAUGUAAGAUUUAAUGCAACUACUGCUGUAGUUAACGACACCCUCUAUAUAUUUGGUGGUUCUUGGGAGCUUGGAGAGAAAGAUUAUUCUAUUGAUUCGUUUUAUAGUAUCGAUCUUAAUAAGCUGGAUGGUGUUACAGUUUAUUGGGAAGAUAUGGAAGAGAUUGAAGCUGCUAAGGAAUUAGGGGAGCAAUUUUCUGAUGAAGAAGAUGAAGAUGACGAAGAAGAAGAUGAAGAUGAUGGUGAGGAAGAAAUUGUGGAUCAAAAGUUGGUUGCUGAAGAAGAUGAAGAAGAAGAAGAAAUAGAGGCAGAUGAAGAUGAAAUGGAAAUCCCAGAUCCAAGGCCGUGGUUGCCUCAUCCAAAACCAUUUGAAACACUAAGAGCAUUUUACGUUCGUACGGGUGCAACUUUCCUGGAAUGGGCUAUUUCAAACAAUAGAGACUCUAAAGGUAAACAUCUGAAGAAGAAAUCCUUUGAAUUAACUGAAGAUCGUUGGUGGGAAAGACGUGACCAAGUUCGUAUCGAAGAAGAUAAAAUGGAAGAACUUGGCGGUAUAGAGAAUAUUGUUGAAAGAGAUACCACUCAAGUCAAUAAGAGAAGAUAG
Molecule: messenger RNA, 1917 nt
Organism: Henningerozyma blattae CBS 6284
Lineage: Eukaryota; Fungi; Ascomycota; Saccharomycetes; Saccharomycetales; Saccharomycetaceae
Gene: KEL3
Product: Kel3p
Exons: 1
Coding region: 1-1917 (638 amino acids)
Molecular function (GO): protein binding
Source: RefSeq, a predicted model, not a curated record